AUGUGGUGGUCACGAGUGUCUCUCAUUGCAUCCGUCUUCGUGUCAAUUGCCUCUGCCGGUGUCCUCGCUACGAAUGGCUCGUUCGACACGUCUGAUGCCUUCGAGUUGUUGUAUCCGAGAGACAACCCCAGCAGCAAGAUUGACGAUCUCUUCGAAUUGGGCAACAGCUGCAAGGGAAAAGUUCAAGUUCUUCAAGGGUGGCUUGACGAGAUCAAAAAGAUGCAUUCCGAUUUCGAAACUGCGGCCCGCGAAGCAUCAGGGAUACCACCUUUCGCGGUGGUCUUCCGUACAUUUUUUGGUACAAUGCCGCUGAAAGGUAUGGUGGAGGACACCGGCACCAUGGAAGAGGUAAAAACACGAAUCGCAGGCGUCACGCAGUUUUUGAACGGCGGAGGUCUCAGGAGUGCAAGACGGCCCGAUAGCGAGUUUGAACAUGAGGAUCCGGACAGCGCCGUACGAGACGACAAGGGCGAGUACAUCGUCAGCGAGAGAGAUCCAAAUACCAACGUGCCUGUUGCCUACUUGGGCAUUCACAACGUAUUCUCAGGCUUGAAUUGGCGUUUUCAGCAUGUCUUUUGGUGCAACAACUUCAAAGGUUACGUAUUUGCGGCCAAUGAAAAGAUCUGCAGCGACACGCUCCAGGGCGCCGUGACACCAGAGACUCCAGACGUCGUGCAAGGAAUACCCGGUGUCGAACCCUUCACCAUCGGUGAGCGUGGUAGGCUGCUCUUGCUUUGUCCCCCGAUCUUUGGCGAAGAUGGAAAGACAGUCACCGCUCACUCGUUUCCCUCCCUGGCGGAGGCCGUGGAUCCAGACAACUACCCCGAAGGAGACCUGAGGCAGCAAAAAUACCAGCUCGACCGGAUGCUGCCUAGAUCGGCAACAUUUUAUCAUGAGCUCUACCAUUUGACAGACAAUAACGACACGCCCGAUUCUAGCUAUUCCUUGAAGAAGAUACUUGAAGCUGCGAAGAAGGAAGGCCCUGUGAGAUCACUUUAUGCGCGAAACCCAGAGAGCUACGUUUAUGCUGCCGUGGCCAAUUAUCUAUAUCUGAAUGGGCCGUUCAUAAACCAACGCGUCGUCUAUUCUGAAGGCUUUUCGUCCGACUUCCUGCUCGACGUAUCCUACUCAUCGUCAUCUUCGCUGUCCGCAUCACCCAGUGCAAAGUACCCCCCGUUCUCCCCGUCUCUCCGUUCUUCGGCCUUGUUCGUGGCCUUGGCCGACGGCCACGAGCGCCAUGAGCUCAUGGACUGGGUAAAAGCUAACUAG
Messenger RNA from Cordyceps militaris CM01, 1269 nucleotides. RefSeq lists its product as uncharacterized. The coding region runs from base 1 to 1269 and encodes 422 amino acids. The transcript is spliced from 5 exons. Lineage: Eukaryota; Fungi; Ascomycota; Sordariomycetes; Hypocreales; Cordycipitaceae. The record is from RefSeq and is a predicted model, not a curated record.